GCCUCGCCUACGUGGCUUGCUAUAGGUCCUGAAUUCGGUUUAGGUAUCGUCAAAUAAACCAUUUCUUUCUUUUUCCUUUUUAAAAAGAAUCUGUACUGUUGGACAAAAGAAAGUUUAAAGUUCGUAUUCGUCAGUAUGCAUACAGUAAUUAUUAAUAUGAAUUACUAAUUAGACAUUUUCUUUUCAAUUUUUUGUUCUGGAAUAUAUGCUACAUCUAUUCACUGCUCUUGUCAAACAUAAUUCCGUUUCAUUGAAUUAGUAUGUUAUUUUCUUCUUCUACUUGACGCCGGUGAAUUCGAUAAGAAACGAGAGAAUAAAGGAUGGAAUUUUAGGUUUUAUAUUAGCAGACCAGGGAUACGACGUAUGGCUCGGCAAUGUACGCGGCAACAGAUACUCACGGAAAAACUUGAAUUUGACCACCUCAGACCCAAAUUUUUGGAUGUUCAGGUAUAGUCGGAAUAAUUAUUCAUCAAGAUUUGUGCCCAGAAAUCAAGACAUUUAUCUGAUCCGUUCGUACAGUUGGCAUGAAAUGGGUAUAUACGAUCUCCCAGCGAUGAUCGAUCACAUUAUCGAGGAAACAAAGCAAGAGAAGAUUUUUAUGGUAACGCAUAGCCAAGGUGGUGCCGCGUUCUUUGUGAUGGCCAGCGAACGACCGGAGUAUCAAGAGAAAGUAAUCGCACUUUCUGCUUUAGCUCCAGCAGUCUUCAUGUCCAGAAUGGGAAAUUCUCUUAUCAAAGUGUUAUGCCUUGUAGCUGCUAAUGACAACUCGAUAUUGAAAUUACUGGGCAUAUAUCAAGCUAAACCAUCCGGCAUAUUUGCACAUACGUUUGGAAAAGUAGCAUGUCUUAAACAAUCACCUCUAUUAACAUUGUGUAAAGGCUUCUUUGAUCUAUUAGUCGGCUCCGAUGGAAAUCUUAAUACGGCAAGUUUCGGAAAUUUGAUUAUGGCACUGCCAGUAACAUGAAAAAAUAUGGCCAGGAACAACCUCCUGAUUAUAAUCUCGGUAAUGUCUCGAUACCAGUGGAUUUGUAUUAUAGCACCAAUGAUGUAGCUGCUGAUGCUCAGUGCAGUUGUCACAAAGAUUUUCAUUCAUACAACUUCUUCUGUUCAAGAUGGCUUAAACCUUAUAAAUGUCAAUCUGUAGAAAGUUUUACUAUUUCUAUAUACGUGUAUAUACAUGAUAAAAAUCACAUAAGUAUCUGAUCAAUAAGAAAUAUUUGGCGAUGAGCGAUAUUUUCGAUAUUUUUAUUAUAAAGAUUCUUAAUAUACUUUGUAAUUAAUAUAUAACAAAUUCUUUCUUUUUCAAUUGAAACGUUCACUCGAUGAUUUUGCAGACAUUUUGGUGAUAAAUAAAUAGGGAAUCAAAUUUUUUAGGCAACAUAUUGUUAUUUAAAUUAUAUAAUAGAUGGUGUUUCACGAAAACCAGGCCACCUGAAUAUCUUCUCUAUCAG
Heterotrigona itama is the source of this 1451-nucleotide messenger RNA. NCBI's taxonomy places the organism in Eukaryota, Metazoa, Arthropoda, Insecta, Hymenoptera, Apidae. The record is from the annotation of a GenBank genome assembly.